ACCGCGCGAAAUGAGUUUGUGUAGUCUCUGUUUUGCUGAUUACGAAGCAUGAAAUCGAUAGGAUAGGUGAAUUACGUUGCGAUGAGCACUACUAGCAGUUAUCUGGAAAGCGGGGCGCUUGAAAGGCUCGUGAACGGUGAGUCACCAGUGAAUGUUGCUCGACGUGAGCCUGCAGAUGAUCUGUUUGGAUCUCGUUUCGAACCUAACGCAUUGGGCACAUCGACGAGACAGAUGUUUGUAUUACUGAGACAGAAAAUAAACGAUCUAACAGCUCUCUCAUUGCCAACAACUUCUAAUAAAUCAAACGUAUCAUUGGAAUCUGCUGUGAGGGAUGGAUAUAGACAGUGUGUUGUGUUUAUGUGCUAUCUUCAAGACUAUGUUUUCAGAAAAUUUCAAACUCCACAUUGUUGUUCAUGUUCACUUAUGUCACACACAGAUGAGGCUGGCAUUUUGCUUCAGCAGCUCAGGGUUUUAAUCAAGCACGUUGGGUGCCUAUCACUCACUCCUUUGUCGGCCGUGGAAGCUGCAGGGUCAGUCAGCUUUAUGGAAGGCUAUAGCGCAGGAACAAAGUCUUGGGUGUCUCGUGUCUUGUUUCAACUUAAGCUGGACAUUCAUUGGGGAGUCAUUGAAGCUCUCUUCAGGUUACAGUUGGGAAGAGUAGGAAGACAACUGAUGGAAGUUUCUAAUGAGUUUAACGUGACAGUGACUGGUCAGAUGUCAGAGCUGGUGAAAGAGCUAAUUUUAAUUGCAGCAAAGUGGAAGAACUCUGCCGCAAAGCCAUCGAUUGAUUUUCCACCAAAGCACAUACAAGAUAUGUGGGUACGAAUAGUGCAUCUCAUCCAGUGGAAUGCUAAACAAGAGCACACUGCACCAUUCUGGUCAGUUGUGUCUGAAAUAUUAACGGCAACAUUUCUUUCAAAUUCAUCAGGAGCAGGUCGUGUGUCUUCAGAAUCUAUUAGUUUUUGUUGGUGGCUACUCACUAAGUUGGCUCCUUUAUUUUGGUACGACAUUAAGGGAAAUCAUCAACAAAACCAGCACGCAACUGUUGACAGCAAUUGGGUGUUUGUUCUUGAUCUUAUCAAGAUCUCAUUUCAAGGCGACAAUGCCGCUGACGAACAGCCAAAUGAGAUGAGAUUGAGAGAAUAUCUGUGUUGUUUGUACUCAUUUUGCAACCAUUGGGCACCAAGUGUGGAUGCUGUCAGCUUGCUGUGGGACGUCUUCAGUAAGCGUCUGAAUGAUCACUUUGUUGUACCUGGAAAUGCCAUUCAGGAACUUGGAGUUCCAAACUCUCCCACUGCUCUUUUAGAGCACACUAAACGGCUGUUAAAUCAUGACGUUAUGAGGACACUUAACAGUUUUCACUGCUUUCUGCGUGUGAUGAACAGAAUCAUCGUUGCAACUGGAGUAAGUGGCUGGAAGCAAAUGAAAGGAAGGUUCUAUUCGAAGUUUCAUCGUAGGAAGCUUUUGGAGCUGACUGAAAUGGGUCUAGCCAACUUCAACAGUUUGUUCUUAGUGCUGGCAUCUAUAGGUGAUACACAGGAUGUUGGCAAAAAGAUGAUAGAAUUUACUGGGCUUGUAACAAGUGGGAAAUCUGUCGAUAUGGCCAAAUGUCUGGCAGUUUUGAGAGGUCAGUUUGCAUUGCUGUUGUUAUGUGGAGAGAAACAGCAAGACCUAAAAGGAAUUGGUGAAUCUGUUGUCUCCACAUUCCAUGUAUGGCUGACAUUUUGCUUGGAGCAGCCAUUAGGGAGCAGCAAGAGAUCUGCACUAUGGAAAGUUAUGAUUUGUUAUGUUGAAAAUGUACAGUGUGUUGUCAUCGCUAGCAGGCAAUUGACCAAUUCAGAACACGUCCUAUUGGACGUCGAUUUGGCAUCUUUCCUUGUUCAGUGUGAAAAGAACGAGCUGUGUCGCUUACUCAAUUGCUUCUCAUCAAUCUUAUCACAUUUUGUACAAAUAGCGAUGCUUGAAAUUGACAAAGACAGAGCAAACUUAGCUCACAUGAACUCUCAACACAGAGAUUUUACAGCUGUGUUGUGGCAAAGACUGUAUCCUUUCAUUAAGACAAAGUCAAAAGACAUCCAUCUACCUAUUGCAGUUGCAAGGUGUGUUGCUGAUGUUGCGGUUGGGUUUCUUCGUCUUGUUUGUCAUGAUGGCCAUCAGUUGGGACAACCUGGUACCACGUUUGAAGCCGUUGCCCAAGGCUUUGCAACAAGCGAUGCAGUUCAUGUGUGGACAGCCGUACCGUUUAUUCGUCAAGCAUUGGGAGAUGAAGUGAUUUCAUUGCAGAUUUGUAGUAGCGAAUGUAUUCAGAGUGAAAUCAUUCAUACGUGGUUGCGUUGUGUAUUGACUUCAUGUCAGUCGUCUGGUGACACAGUGGCAACGGCUGCUCAUCUCAGUGAGAUGGAGGAUCUUACUGAGGUGAUCAUGCAACUACCAGAGAUGAAAGAAAUCUUUGGACAACUCCGUAUUGAUCACUCAACUGAGGUUGCAACAUUGAACAAUGUUGAGCAGAGUUUACACUGUUUUGUAAUCUCUGUUGGAAAGUUGCAUUGCCAGCUGGUUGAAAGUCCUGCUGCAAAGAAGCUGGGUCUUCAAAUGCUUUCUUACUUAGGAGACCUGCCAAAGUAUUUGGAUCCCGUCCUUGCUAACCCAACCUCACCCACCAACUCUGUGAAACUUGUGUAUGAUUUUUGCGGCCUUCUCGUCAAGUACUGUCAUCAGAUUAUAUACAAAGCUGGUCAGACUGGAUGCUUGUUACCACGACUUCUCAAUAGGUUGUUGCCAUGUGUGGGCAAAAAGGCUAUUCCCCCCGCUGUAGAAAGUUGUAGACGCCGAAGUGUGUGCAUGGUUGGAGAGCAGUAUCAUUUGUUUACAGAUACUUGGUGUAAAUUGGAUUUACAGUUUCUUGAAGGGUUGGCUUGCCUCUUCCCAGAUGGAUUUGCCAAGAGAAAGUUUAGAGAAAUAUUUUCGCAGUACUUUGCUGAAUAUCUCAAAAAAUCAGUAGAUGGAGGCUCUUUAGCUGUUUUUGAGCCAUUUAAGGAACUCUUGACUAUGCCAUCGUUAGUGCUGGAAUCAGGAUCAUUUGUGAAUGAAGUGCGACAGGUAGCGAUUGAAAUAAUCAGGGAUCAUUUUCUGUCAUUGCCGAGGCCUCCGAAAGAACUUAGACCUGUGUUGCAGUUUGUUCAGCAGUUGUUCAAGACAAGCGGAGUUGAUCAAAUAGCAAGGGAUACAAAAUGUUUGCUACCAUCCGUCCUGGGUUGCCUCCUGGCAUGUGAGCAACGUUCACAAGACAAUAUGCUAGAAGGAAUGAAAUCUCUUUUGACAGACUUGUUGGAAAUGAUGUUGCGAGCAGCUCGUAGACACAGAGAAAUUUUAUCAAAACAGAUGUUGUUGACUAUACUGACUGCUUUCUUGUUGUCCAACACAAAGCUGUCUGGGGCUCUUGUCUUUCGACCGCUUUGCUUAAUUGCUCACCUUGACCAAGAAUUGGCUUUGGAAUUACUUGGCAAAACUCGUCAAGCUGUCAAUGAAAUUGAAUUGUCAAGAGGCACGGGCACAGACAUCAGUCUGAGGACUGCAUUGGAAGAAUUUUCAAAGAUUGUACAAAAUACUUGAGGUUGUUUGUUAUAUCUGGGAAGUCAACAUUUAUGAGUCAGUGGACUUUAUCUUGACAGACGAGGUCUGUGAACAGGCAUUAGAACACUAAAACUGUCAUAUGUCACGUUGGAACAGGCAGGAUAACAGUCACAGACAUGGAAAUACUGCAAACCUUCAUCCUGAAGUAAUCUAGCAUACAGUAACCUGUUUCUAGUGCAGGUUAGUACAACUAAAAACACAAAGAUUGUAUAUAUAUAUAAAUGUUUAAACAUUCUAUGGUACAUGUGUAAACAUGCAAAGCAAUGGUUGUAAAUCUGUUCAAUUAAGUUAUCAUGUAUGUAC
This is a messenger RNA of Corticium candelabrum, 3936 nucleotides long. Its product is annotated as protein MMS22-like. The record is from RefSeq and is a predicted model, not a curated record. The transcript is spliced from 34 exons. Gene Ontology annotation, biological process: double-strand break repair via homologous recombination; replication fork processing. The coding region runs from base 82 to 3612 and encodes 1176 amino acids. Gene Ontology annotation, cellular component: nuclear replication fork. NCBI's taxonomy places the organism in Eukaryota, Metazoa, Porifera, Homoscleromorpha, Homosclerophorida, Plakinidae.